This is a messenger RNA of Phlebotomus argentipes, 1090 nucleotides long. Its product is annotated as arginine-hydroxylase NDUFAF5, mitochondrial. Bases 32 to 1081 code for a protein of 349 amino acids. Gene Ontology annotation, cellular component: mitochondrion. Gene Ontology annotation, biological process: mitochondrial respiratory chain complex I assembly. The record is from RefSeq and is a predicted model, not a curated record. NCBI's taxonomy places the organism in Eukaryota, Metazoa, Arthropoda, Insecta, Diptera, Psychodidae. The transcript has 2 exons. Gene Ontology annotation, molecular function: S-adenosylmethionine-dependent methyltransferase activity.
UCCCGGACGCCCCUCAGGACGGAAUUAUACAAUGAUUUUCACACUAAAAAAUCACAUUUCCCGCAUUUUCACAGUGAAAAAGUGUUCAUCAGCCCUCCUUAGUGCACUACAAUGUGCCCCUCAAGCGUGUCAUUGUCCACCAACCCGGAAUUUCUCCUUUGACCCAGUGAACAUCUUCGAUCGUGAGGCGAAGAAGUUGCAGCGCGAGAGGGCUGCCCUUAGGGAGGAUGUUGAUCUAUAUGACUACAUAAAGGAUGAGGUCGGCUUCCGGCUGGCUGACAGAGUGUUUGACGUGAAGAAGCAGUUUAAGGUGGGCGUGGAUUUGGGCACAAACCGCGGUUUCGUGUCGCGACACAUCCUCGCGGACACUGUGGAGCAUCUCAUCAUGUGCGAGAUGAGCCCCACGAUGCUCAGCCAGGCGACAUCCACGCCCGGCGUGCGCGUGACCAAGACUGAGGUGGACGAGGAGGUGUUCAGCGAGAGCAUUGAGGACGAUUCGGUGGAUUUGGUCAUCUCGAACUUGAGUCUGCACUGGAUCAACGACCUUCCCGGAUGCUUCGUGAGGAUCAUGAAGUGCCUGCGGCCGGACGGAGUCUUCAUGGCGAGUCUCUUCGGCGGAGAGACGCUCUAUGAGCUGCGCUCGGCACUGCAAUUGGCAGAGUCUGAGCGGAAAGGCGGCAUUUCACCCCACAUUUCCCCAUUUGCACACAUCCGAGACAUAGGCGGGCUUCUGAAUCGCGCCGGCUUCACGAUGCUGACCAUCGAUACAGACGAGAUCGUCGUGGGCUUCCCGAGCAUGUUCGCGCUGCUGUGGGAUCUCAAGGGCAUGGCAGAGAACAACGCAGCCUUCAACAGGCCUCUCCAUCUGCCCAGAGACACCCUGAUCGCCGCGUCCGCCAUCUACGAGGACAUGUACAAGAAGGCGGACGGCGGCAUUCCUGCCACGUUUCAAGUCAUCUACCUCGUAGCCUGGAAGCCCUCGCCGGAUCAGCCCAGAGCGUUGCCGCGCGGCUCUGGCCAGGUGUCGCUCAAGGAUCUGGACAAGGUCGUCGAGGGGAAAAUAAAGAAGGAAGAGAAGUAGAGCUUGUCG